AUGUUCUCCGUUGCCCUCCUGGGCAACUCGGCCGUCGUCCUGGUGGUGGCGAAGGAGCAGGCCCUCCACCAGCCCAUGUACAUCUUCCUGGCCAUGCUGGCCCUCAACGACGUGGCUCUCUGCCUGGUCAUCGUCCCCAAGGCGCUGGCCAUCUUCUGGUGGCGAGCGGAGGAGAUCUCCUUCCAGGUCUGCCUGGCCCAGAUGUUCUUUGUCCAUGCCUUCUUCCUCUCCGAGUCGGCCAUCUUGCUCGCCAUGGCCUUCGACCGCUUCGUGGCCAUCUGCCGGCCACUGCGGUACAUGGCCAUCCUCACUGGCACCACCCUGGCCAGGAUCGGGGCCAGCCUGGUGGCCAGGAGCGUCUGUGCGGUGGUCCCGGGGGUCUUCCUCCUCCGCAGGCUGCCCUACUGCCGCACCAACGUGAUCCGCCACACCUACUGCGAGAACAUGGGCAUCGCCAAGCUGGCCUGCGCAGACGUCACACUCAACAGUGCCUACGGCUUGGCGGCCGCCUUCCUGACCUGGACGCCAUCCUCAUGGUGGUCUCCUAUGUCCUCAUCCUGUGGGCCCUCCUGA
Molecule: messenger RNA, 573 nt
Organism: Podarcis lilfordi (Lilford's wall lizard)
Lineage: Eukaryota; Metazoa; Chordata; Lepidosauria; Squamata; Lacertidae
Source: the annotation of a GenBank genome assembly